This is a messenger RNA of Puma concolor (puma), 639 nucleotides long. It is a transcript of the gene RAB15, whose product is annotated as RAB15, member RAS oncogene family. Lineage: Eukaryota; Metazoa; Chordata; Mammalia; Carnivora; Felidae. Gene Ontology annotation, molecular function: GTPase activity; GTP binding. The record is from RefSeq and is a predicted model, not a curated record. Gene Ontology annotation, biological process: Rab protein signal transduction.
AUGGCGAAGCAGUACGAUGUGCUGUUCCGGUUGCUGCUGAUCGGGGACUCCGGGGUGGGCAAGACCUGCCUGCUGUGCCGCUUCACCGACAACGAGUUCCACUCCUCGCACAUCUCCACCAUCGGCGUGGAUUUUAAGAUGAAGACCAUAGAGGUAGAUGGCAUCAAAGUGCGGAUACAGAUUUGGGACACAGCGGGGCAGGAGAGAUAUCAGACCAUCACAAAGCAGUACUAUCGACGGGCCCAGGGGAUAUUUUUAGUCUACGACAUUAGCAGCGAGCGCUCUUACCAGCACAUCAUGAAGUGGGUCAGUGAUGUGGAUGAGUAUGCACCAGAAGGUGUCCAGAAGAUCCUCAUAGGGAAUAAGGCCGAUGAAGAGCAGAAGCGGCAGGUGGGAAGAGAGCAAGGGCAGCAGCUGGCUAAAGAGUACGGCAUGGACUUCUAUGAAACAAGUGCCUGCACCAACCUCAACAUUAAAGAGUCUUUCACGCGGUUGACAGAGCUGGUGCUGCAGGCCCACAGGAAGGAGCUGGAUGGUCUCCGGACACGUGCCAGCAAUGAGUUGGCAUUGGCCGAGCUGGAGGAGGAUGAGGGCAAACCUGAGGGCCCAGCGAACUCUUCAAAAACCUGCUGGUGCUGA